UGGAGCCGAAGAAGAAAAAAUGGAAACAGAGACAGAUGGGCAGCAGCCUGAGAAGGUUGAAAGCAAAGCAGAGAGUGAAAUUGAGGAAGGUGAUAAAGUACAAGAAGGAGAAAAUGAGAGGAAUCCAGAAAAGGAGCAAGAAAGUGAAGCGACUGCAGACACCAAACCAGAAGAAAAGGAGGCAGAAGAGAACAAGGAGAACGUUGAUGCAAGCAAAGACAAAGAAAUGGAGGCUGGGAAGAAGAAAGUGGAACACGAGAUCUCGGAAGGAAAUGUGGCUACAGCUGCAGCUGCUGCUCUCGCCUCAGCUGCCACCAAAGCAAAGCACCUAGCAGCAGUGGAAGAAAGAAAAAUCAAGUCCCUGGUUGCUCUCCUGGUGGAAACACAGAUGAAAAAGCUGGAGAUAAAGCUUCGCCAUUUCGAGGAGCUGGAAACCAUUAUGGACCGAGAGAAAGAGGCAUUGGAGCAGCAGAGGCAGCAGCUGCUGACGGAGCGCCAGAACUUCCACAUGGAGCAGCUGAAGUACGCUGAGCUCCGCGCCCGGCAGCAAAUGGAGCAGCAGCACAGCCAGAACGCCCAGCAGCCUCACCAGCACUCCGCACCCGCGCUGAACCCGCUGGGCACAGCAGCUCACCAGGGCCUCCUGCCCCACCAGCAGCCCCCGCCGUACCCAAUGAUGCACCACCAGAUGCCUCCACCUCACCCCCCCCCAGCCAGGUAAGGAUCCAAGCACGGCGCUGCCGUCGCCACCCUGUGAGGGAUGGAAGGGAGAAGGGCAGGGGGUCAGGUCUCUGUUGCCGGUGUCGGUUGGAGUUGGGGCGCAUGGGAUUGCAUAGGAGCCCCGCUGUGCUGCCGUGGGUGAUGGGUGCUGCCUGGCCGAGCCACAGGCUGUUUCCAAAGCUCUGAAUGGAGAAAAACAAAGGAAGUAAAAACAGAGCUGCCACCGAGCAUCAUUGACAAAUGUCUCUCAGACUCUGUAUUUCCUUAAGACUUUUUCAUGCCAGGCCAUCUCUGCUCCUUCAACAGCAAUCAUUCACUCCGAUUUUCUCCAGUUCGUGACCUGUCUGAUCAGGUAAAAGCUUAAGGGAAGGGACACGAGCUGAGGAGCAGAGCAGGCAGCUCCUGAGGCACUUCUCCAUGGCAGGAGGUGUGACUGAUGUGCUCCAUGCCUUCCUCAGAGCAUCCCAGCUCCUGCCUCAUGGCUGUGCUGCUGUCAGCUGGGAAUCACAGAGCCGUGUUGGUUGGAGGAGUGGCUGGAAGCACAGCAGCAGGGCAGGUUGUGCCAUGGGGGUUUGGAUGUCUUUGGGGAUGAAGAUAUUCCUAACAUUGAGGGGUGGGGAAGCAGAGUGGCCAAGUGAUCGUGCAGGACCAGCUUGGAAAGCAGCAUUCCUGCCAUUUAUUCCAAACUGCGUGUGCUUCACUGCAGAACAGGUAGCUCUGCUUCUAAGAAACAAAGCUGCAAAGUUUUACCUUUAUUAAUGCAGUUCUGCCUUAAAACCAUUCACUGUGAAAAGGGAUUGGGACUGUCCAGUGUUGUACUUGUGCUGGGAAGGAGCUUAUGGGAAUUAGAAGGGAAGGCUUUGCAAUGCCUGCUGAGUGCUGCUGAAAUCAUUUCAAGCAAAAAAAGCCACCUGGAAUGGCUGAACCUGGUUGGGUGGCAGGGAGGGAGCACAGCUUCUGUCAGUUUUCAGCUGCUGGAGCAAAACCAUUCUAAAAGAUGACCGGUGGGUUAUUAAUUAAACAUCUUUCCUAUGGUUUUGUGAUAAAAUAGGCUCUGGGUUGGAUUGGAGUGAUGUAGUGCCUGGUUGGUCUUGUUUUUUAUGCCGUAUUGAUUACUUAGUUUGUUCAUUGAGUGCAAUGAAGAACCAUUCUGUGCCAUGGAGAAGGGGCAAAUUGAAGGUGGUUUGUAGGAGGGGGCCAUACAGUGUGCCAUCAGACCAGCUCUCACAGGCUGCUGUUGAGACUGAAAGCAUAACGAGGUAAUAUGCUUUGUUGUGCUCAUUAGGGGGCCAGUAAGGCUUUGUUUCUAAGAUGCUCACAUCCUCAGUUCACAUCAUGCCUUAUCACUUCAGCCCCACCAGAGUCAUCCAGGCCCUCCGUGCCUGCAGCAGCCCCUGCAGUGUGCAUUGCAGGGAGUGCAGUGCUGUUAAUGCUUCCUCCAGUGAGUUCAGCUCUUGUGUGCUGAGCCAGGCUGGGGUUGUGCCACAGGAGGGACCCUGCACUCUGCAGAUAUGGUGACCCAGAAGCUCUCCUGGCUUUCUGUUUGGCUACUUGGAGUUUUCCACUGUUCAGCUUUCCUUCCUCACCGUCAGAACAUCACGGUGUGGUGCUGUGCAGAUGGUGCAUGCACAGCCAUGAUCUGCAGCAGCCCUGCUGGAGCCCUCGGGCACUCAGCAGCUGUGUUCUGCACACACACACACACACACAGCCCAUGGGCUGCAUGCAUUAGGAAAAAUAAACAGCCCCAUCACAUCAGAUUGCUCACGUUCUGUCUGUGAUAAAACAGCAGAGCUGCUAUCACAGUGUGUGCAUCUUCCUCCCUUAUGCUUUCCUGGGAUGACUGUGAUGUAUUUAUUUGUGUCAGUCUUGGCAAGUGAGCAGUAAAAUAGUUUAAUGCAUUGAUCAGGAGUUGGGGCUCAACUUUGGAUCUCACUGGGGGCACCAGGCAGGAUGCUGGCAUGGGUUUGGGUCUCAGCUUUGGGUCUCAGCUUUGGGUCUCAGCUUUGGGUCUCAGCGUUGGGUCUCAGCGUUGGGUCUCAGCUUUGGGUCUCAGCUUUGGGUCUCGUUGGUGUCAGCAGGCAGGAUGCUGGUGUGGGAUUGGCUCUCCUUCGAGUCUCAUGGCUGUCACCAGGCAAGCUGCUGGCCUUAAGGGUGGUGAAAAGUGGAGCUGUUGAUUCAUCAGACUGUGAGCAAAAUGCAAAGUCAAAUGUCUUUACAGUGAUUGAUGUAAGCUGAAGAGAUGGCAGGAAACAAAGCAGAAGAAGGAUCUGAGAGGCGUUUAUAGAUGGAAAGAGGGAAAGCUGCUGCUUACAGCAUGCCUGGGUUGGAGGCAGAAGCAGGCUGGGCUCAAAAACAAACUUGCCCCAUCUUUCUGUUUCUGGCCUUGCAGUCGGUCACGUCAUAGGAGCUCGAGGCUGACUUCUCUUUGUGCACAGUCUGGUUGUCCGAGGGGGGCCCAGCAGAGCUGUGUACACGUGGUGCUGGUGGUGCAGCAUUCAUGCAUGAGUCUGGGCUUGUGAGCUGUAGCAGGAGAUUGGGGCAGGCGGGCUGAGAGCUCUGCCUUGCUGUGUCACACAGAAGCAGGGUGUGCAGGAGGACCCUCCAGGCUGCUUUGGGUGCCAACGUGGGCUGCUGGCUGCUGCCUCCUUCCCGACUCACACCGUCCUGUCAUCUUCAUGGCUGCGGAGCUCCUGGGAGUGUGGGCAGCUCCCAGCUCCUCCCAGGGAUGCAUUAUUGAAGGUGUGUCAAUAUUUCAGCACAGGAAGGAUGUGGAGCGGGUCAGGAGGAGGACAUCAGGAUGCUCAGAGGAUUGGAGCAGCUCUGCAAAGGAGAGCUGGGAGCUGACUGUGUUCAAACUGGAGGAGAGGAGGCUCUGAGGUGACCACGUUGUGGCCCUUCCAGUACAUAAAGGGAGCUUGUAAACAGGAGGGAGUGACUUUUUACACAGGCAGAUAGUGACAGGACAAGGGGGAACAGCUUUAAGCUAAAGGAAGGAGAUUUAGGUGGGAUGUGAGGAGGAAACUCUCUACCCAGAGGCGGAGAGAUGCUGGCACUGCCCUGAGCGGUGGGUGCCCCAUCCCUGGAGGUGCCUGAGGUCGUGGCUGGGCCCUGGGCAGCCUGAGCUGGGGGCAGGGGUUCCUUUCAGCCCAACCACUCUGUGGUUCUGGGAUCUUGAAGGACCCUUCCUACCCACUGUGUUCUGUGGUUCUGUGCUUGGAAGGUUACUUGCUGUGCUGCACAAGGGCUGCCCUGGCUGGAGUAGUGCAUCUAGCUGCUUGUACUGGGUGUGCAUGGUCACAGAAAUGCAGCAGUGACCACGGAUGGGUCUGGAGCCCAGCACAGCCAUCAGAGGAGUCAGAUCCAUCAGCACCAAGUGAGUUACACUGGAGGGAAGUGACAGAAACACGGCAUGCAAGCGAAGUGGAAAUCAUGCCUUUCUCCAGAGAUGUGAUGCUAAGUGAAUUAGCAUGCUUAAUUAUUCACAGUUCUCAGCUGGGAGUCGCCUGCUGCAGGGUGUGCUCAGUGCUGGGCACCUGAUGGAGGCCAUGGAGUGGGCCCAGAGUCCAGGGAAAGGAGUGCAGGUUGGGGUUGGGGUUUGGGAUCUCAGAGGUCUUUUGCAGACCUUUCUGUUUCACCAACAAAGCUGCUCAGGGUUCAGCACUGCAGUCCCCCUUUCGGAGCUCAUUGAAGCCUCACCUGAUUGUCAUCAUCACAUU
Messenger RNA from Lagopus leucura (white-tailed ptarmigan), 4436 nucleotides. RefSeq names its product SWI/SNF complex subunit SMARCC1-like. The transcript is spliced from 5 exons. The record is from RefSeq and is a predicted model, not a curated record. Gene Ontology annotation, cellular component: SWI/SNF complex; npBAF complex; nBAF complex. Gene Ontology annotation, molecular function: histone binding; nucleosomal DNA binding. Gene Ontology annotation, biological process: positive regulation of DNA-templated transcription. The coding region runs from base 20 to 721 and encodes 233 amino acids. Lineage: Eukaryota; Metazoa; Chordata; Aves; Galliformes; Phasianidae.